Mercurialis annua (annual mercury) is the source of this 1038-nucleotide messenger RNA. RefSeq lists its product as uncharacterized. Lineage: Eukaryota; Viridiplantae; Streptophyta; Magnoliopsida; Malpighiales; Euphorbiaceae. The record is from RefSeq and is a predicted model, not a curated record. Bases 1 to 1038 code for a protein of 345 amino acids. The transcript has 2 exons.
AUGACAAUAUUUGUGCUUCCCAUAUCAGUCACAAAGAAGCUAGAAAGUCUGGCGUCUAAGUUCUGGUGGAAUGAAGAUGUCACCAAAAGAAGCAUUCAUUGGCUCCGGUGGAGCAAACUUACCAAUCCCAAGCUGGAAGGGGGCAUAGGCUUCAAAAGAAUGGCUGAAUUAAAUCUCUCUCUCGCUGCUAAACAGAGCUGGAAGCUCCUAAAUGAUACAGAUUCCCUGUGGGCAACCACCCUCAAAGAGAACUUCAAACUCCAUCAUCCUACGACCAGACCAGAAAACAUCAACCUUGUUGCAGACCUCACCCUCCCUAACAGCAGCUCUUGGAACCUGGACCUCAUUCAAGAAACUUUCUCUGAAGAAGAAAGCAAGCUGAUCCUAUCCAUUCCUAUUGGGCAUAUGAACGCUGCUGACAGCUUGAUAUGGCACUAUACAAAUUCAGGGAUUUACUCUGCUAAAUCAGGCUACAAGCUCCUUACCUCCAAUCCUGGUGGGGAUAACUCCCACCUCAGUUCUUUCUGGAAAUCCAUCUGGAAUCUUGGAGGCCCUCCGAAGCUUAGCUGCUUCAUCUGGCGUUGUGCCACCAACUCGUUUGUAGUGCAAUCCAAUUUCCAAGCGCGUAACAUCUCAGCUUUUGCUACCUGCAAAGUCUGUAACCAGGAGGAUGAAACCCUGACCCACAUGCUCUUCCACUGCCCCACCUCCAAGCAAACCUGGUUUGCUAGCAACCUGGGAAUUAUCACCCAAAACAUGAAUUUCAACUCUUUUAUUGAUUGGUGGAUAGAUGUCUCUGAUUAUUUAGCUAAUGCCAGCAUGAAAGGUCAAAUUUUGCGUGUAGCUUAUAUUUGUUGGAAUAUUUGUCUUGCCAGGUAUGCUCUUAUUUUUCAUCAAAAAGUUGUCGAUCCUAUUGCUACAGUAAGAGCUGCUCUCCAAGGUUUUACCUCUCAUCCAACCAGCUGCAAUCAGCUCUCAGCCCUUAGGCCAAGCUCAAGUCCUACUGCCAAAUGGCUAUUACCUCCCUCCGGCAGAUAA